ACGUUAAAAUCCUCUCUGUCAAAGUCUGUCAAAGCCCACAUUUAAACAGCUGCCUCCCCUGAGCAGACAAGGCAGUGUGCAUUGCAUUCUGCAGACUCGACAUCAGAAAGCUAGCUCUAAAACAAACCAUUGUUUUUUUUGUUCCCCUCAUUCCUGCAGGAACCUGCCUAGCAACAUGACGGUGGAUGAAAGAUCUGGCUCUUCAAUGCAGUACUGCUGGACUGGUGCAUUCUCUCACCAUUUGCCUGAGAUUGCAGUUGAAUAUUAAAGCAAAGAAGGAGGAAUGGAUACUGAACUGAGACAGGAAAUCUCUGUUGUUAUUUGACAGAAGGAAGAGGAGGGAGAGAAUUGUUUUCUCAGUGCUGCUCCUGUGUAUUAGGCAUUUGAUCACACUUGAUUAAACUCAUUUUUUAUUACUACUGGACUAUUGAAGCAGAAUGAAAUGAUGACCAUAGUCUGACAAUGACAGAUGGACACACUGGAUGCCAAGUGUAGAAAGGAACACAGAGCGAUGUGUGCAUGAUUGGAGAAUAGCAACCCUGAAGAAAGUAUUUAUUUAUUUGCUUUGCUGGAGUGGUGGUUUGCAUAAAUUGCGUGCGGACAGCACAAAGCCCAGCCUAUAUGAGGAGGCUACUACAUGAAGAGGUAUCGGGAAACAUAAAACAAGACAUCUGAUAACAUGGACAUGGAGUUCCAAGGGGAGCUUGUUUAAAACAGCUGUACUGUAGUUAUUUAUUUUUAAGCUGCCAAGGUAUCCACAAAAAAAAGGAAAAAAAUAAUUACUACAGACCAGCAAAAUGGAACCCCCCUCCUGAUUCUUUUCAGAACUGUUGCAAUGUUUACAAAAGUGGUGAAACUUUUUAAAAUCUGAACACCCAAACAAAAACAUCAGAGAAUUUGACAUCUGCAUCAUGCAGUGGAGAAGGCGCCACUGCUGCCGAUUAAAGAUGACCUGGAAUGCCAAGCGGUCAUUUUUUCGAACACACAUCAUUGGCCUACUUUCUCUUGUUUUCCUUUUUACCAUUUUCCUGUUAUUUAACCACCAGGACUGGCUGCCUGGCAGGGCUGGAUUGAGAGAGAACCCUGUAGCCUAUACUGUGCGGGGUUUCCGUUCAACCAAAAAUGAAACCAAUCAGAGUUCACUGAGGAGCAUUUGGAAGGAAGCUGUUCCUGCAGUACCCAAGACACAGGCUGCUCUCAAUUCCAGCCAUCUCGAGCUGUCCUUGCAGGGGGUGACUGGACUGGAGAACACCUUGAGCGCCAACAACAGCUUGUACAGCGAGAAAGGGACAGGAGGCAAUGGCAGCCCUCAGCCCUACCGAUACAUUAUCAAUCAGCCAGACAAAUGCCAGGGCAACAGUCCCUUCUUGAUACUUUUGAUAUCAGCUGAACCUAAACAAGUAGAAGCCAGGAAUGCCAUUAGGCAGACCUGGGGAAAUGACAGCUUAACUCCAGGAAUACGAUCUGUACGACUUUUUCUGCUAGGAAUAGCAAAAGACCAAAACAGCUACCUUCAGCGUUCCAUAUUAGAAGAGAGUAGGCGCCACAAUGACAUCAUUCAACAGGAGUAUUUGGACACUUAUUACAACCUUACCAUCAAAACACUAAUGGGAAUGAACUGGGUGGCCACACAUUGCCCAUAUGCUCGCUAUGUCAUGAAGACAGACAGUGAUAUGUUUGUGAACACAGAAUACUUGAUUCAGAAACUCUUGAGGCCAGACCUUCUCCCCAGACACAACUACUUCACUGGUUAUUUGAUGAGGGGAUAUGCCCCGAAUCGGAAUAAGGAUAGCAAAUGGCACAUGCCACCUGAACUCUACCCCAGUGAGCGUUACCCAGUCUUCUGCUCUGGGACAGGAUAUGUCUUCUCAGGGGACCUGGCAGAGAAGAUCUAUAAAGUUUCUUUAAGCAUCCGACGCUUGCACCUGGAGGACGUGUAUGUGGGGAUCUGCCUAGCCAAACUGCGCAUUGACCCAGUGCCCCCACCCAAUGAGUUUCUCUUCAAUCACUGGAGGGUCUCCUAUUCAAGUUGUAAAUACAGUCACCUUAUUACCUCUCAUCAGUUCCAGCCCAAUGACCUUAUCAAAUACUGGAACCACCUACAACAUAAUAAGCACAAUGCUUGCAUCAACGCAGCCAAGGAAAAAGGAGGCCGGUAUCGACACAGGAAACUGCACUGGAGAAGACGUCACUGAUGAACUGGGAUGGAAAAUGUAAAUAGGGUGAAAAAAAUCAUCAUUACAGUGGGCAAUUACAAACAAGCAACUGAUCAGCACUUUUGGCACCAUCGUCAAUCAUAACUGAAAUUAUUUUUUUAAGUUUCAAAGAAACGUCAUGUACUAUAAAUAAAACAACAUGGGGUAGCAUAUAAUGGAAAGCAUAUUAGUGUUAACUAUGUGCAAUACUGAGCAUGCACAAACCAGUGGUAAAGUUGAUGCUUCAGGUGCCAAUAAAAAAAGUAAAGCAAAACAAAGAAAAUGCUAACACUUUUUCAAAAGCUUGCUAGUGUACUAUGCAAAGUUUUGUUUGCACUGUUUAUGUCAUUUAAAAAAAAAAAAAGAGUACCUAACAAAAAGGAACACUAUACAAAAA
Molecule: messenger RNA, 2592 nt
Organism: Acipenser ruthenus (sterlet)
Lineage: Eukaryota; Metazoa; Chordata; Actinopteri; Acipenseriformes; Acipenseridae
Gene: b3galt2
Product: UDP-Gal:betaGlcNAc beta 1,3-galactosyltransferase, polypeptide 2
Exons: 2
Coding region: 912-2195 (427 amino acids)
Cellular component (GO): membrane
Molecular function (GO): N-acetyl-beta-D-glucosaminide beta-(1,3)-galactosyltransferase activity
Source: RefSeq, a predicted model, not a curated record